Boleophthalmus pectinirostris (great blue-spotted mudskipper) is the source of this 1640-nucleotide messenger RNA. RefSeq names its product protein O-fucosyltransferase 1 (gene pofut1). The record is from RefSeq and is a predicted model, not a curated record. Gene Ontology annotation, biological process: protein O-linked glycosylation via fucose; Notch signaling pathway; regulation of Notch signaling pathway. NCBI's taxonomy places the organism in Eukaryota, Metazoa, Chordata, Actinopteri, Gobiiformes, Gobiidae. Gene Ontology annotation, molecular function: peptide-O-fucosyltransferase activity. Bases 16 to 1230 code for a protein of 404 amino acids. Gene Ontology annotation, cellular component: endoplasmic reticulum. The transcript is spliced from 7 exons.
UGCGCACAGCCAAAGAUGCGCCCCCAAAGCAUGCUGGGAGAUGUUGGACCCACAAUGGCGGACAGUGGACCCGUGUUUCAUUCCCUCACACUUAAAAUCACAGUUUUAUGCAGUAUUUUCCACUUUAAUUGGACUUUAGUGCGGGGAUUAGAAUGGGACGAGAGCGGUUACGUGCUGUACUGUCCGUGCAUGGGUCGCUUUGGGAACCAGGCAGACCACUUCCUCGGCUCUCUGGCUUUUGCCAAAAUGUUGAACCGAACUUUAGCUGUUCCUCCGUGGAUCGUCUACCGCCACCACACGCCUCCCUACACCAACGUGCAUGUUCCUUACAGUGAGUUCUUUCGUCUGGAGGCUCUGUCGGAGUAUCACCGCGUCGUCAGUUUGGAGGAGUUUAUGCAGAAACUGGCCCCAAAACAUUGGCCCCAGGGAAAAAGAAAGGCCUACUGCUACGAGACCGCAGCCCAAAGGAGCAAAGACAAGAAAACCUGCCCCAUGAAGGAUGGGAAUCCUUUCGGUCCGUUCUGGGAUCACGUGGGGGUGGAGUUUGAUGAAUCGGUUUUGUUCGGAGGCAUUUCCUUCAGCUCCUAUCAUCAGCAGCAGUGGAUCCACAAAUUCCCUCCCUCCUCUCACCCGGUCCUGGCUCUCCCUGGUGCUCCCGCUCAGUUCCCAGUGUCCCAGGAGCAUGUAGGACUGCAGAGAUUUGUGGUGUGGUCCCAGAAUAUGGAGGAGGAGGGAGAGAGGACCAUUGAAAAACAUCUCAGCAGGCCUUAUGUGGGAAUCCACCUGAGGAUAGGCUCAGACUGGCAGAAUGCGUGUAAGCUCCUGGACAGUGGAGACACAGGACCACACUUCAUGGCGUCACCUCAGUGUGUGGGUUAUGACAGGCAGAGGGCGCUGCCGCUCACUGCCUCCAUGUGUCUGCCUCCUCUGAGCGAGAUCCGCCGUGCGCUCAAACUGUGGGUGAAGAAAAGCGGAGCACGGUCUAUUUACAUCGCCACAGACUCAGAGUCACACAGCCGCGACAUAGAGAAGACCUUUAAAGGGAAGGUGAAGGUAGUGUCUCUGCAGCCUGAUUCGGCUCAGUUGGAUUUGUACAUUUUGGGUCGUGCGGAUCAUUUCAUUGGGAAUUGUGUCUCCUCCUUCACGGCAUUCGUAAAGAGACACAGGGACGUCCACGGGCUUCCCUCCUCCUUCUUUGGAAUGGACAAACCAGGAAAAGAUGAGCUCUGAGCAAAAAGAUAAACAAACAAAGGAGAACUGAAAGACAUCAACUGAACUCUGCGGGGACCAUGUGGAGAGAAUUAAAGGAGCUGUACCUGAUUUUAACGGUCUUACGUGUCAGAACUAGUUCAUUGCAAACAGUCUGCAGUGGUCCAAAGUUAUUCCUCACUUACCUUAUGUAUUCAGAGCAGGACCAGACCAGAACGAAGUUUUGCCAUCACAGUAAAAAACAACAACAACCAGCAACCAGCAUGUCAACACGCACUUCUUCAAAGUUACUGUAAUGAUCUUCUGCAUAAUUCUACUGUGUAAGCAGGUUGCACUGCUUGGCUCACCAGGCCCAAAAACAAACACUACAAAAUGUUGCUACUGGAGUAGUUAUUUUCAUCAAUAAAAUGAAAUUAUAUUUUUUACAUUAA